CUGAGUGGGUUUGUCUCGUUUGCUUCCGCGCGGUUCCCAUCCGCAUCAAGUUUCGGAACUUCCGAGGAUUUAACAACCUCGCCUACUGCCAGUCCGACGGUUUAUAUCCAAGGUUACACCACACAGUGCAAGCAGCCAGAUCAAUUGGUGGUCUGUCGGACUUGUAUCUAUUAGAGAUGCUUCUACGAGUUGCAGAGCGGCGCAUUGGCGUCCCGCGGCUUUUCAUUAAUCGUCGCAGAUUGCUCCCUCCCCGGCGCAACUUGAUCCCCGCGCCACAAUCGAACUCGGGCCCUCUUAUGGAGCGACGGGCGGACCGAGAACUACCUUCUGUCGCCAAUGAUCGGAAAUGGAUGCGAACGCUACCUAUCUUUGCUGUCGUCGUAGGCGCGGCCAUGCUGGGUAUAUUCAACUACCAGAAGUCCUCCUCCAGUGUGGUAAACAGCACGCUGUAUGCGCUUCGGACUUCCCCGCAGGCCCGGGAGAUCCUGGGUGACGAGAUUUACUUUGCUCAGAAGAUUCCAUGGAUCAGUGGCGAGAUGAAUCAGCUCCAUGGACGCAUUGACAUCUCGUUCUGGGUCAAGGGAACUAAAGCUCAGGGCAAAAUGAGGUUCCGCAGCAUUAGACCGGAUCGGACCAGCUUUUUUCGAACUGAAAUAUGGAGCCUGGAAACCGAGGAUGGAACGGUUGUUCAGUUACUUGACAGUGAUAGCGACCCAUUCAAUCGAAGCAGCUGAUUGACUUGACUUCCGGGCCCCCAUUUGUUUGUGCUGCAUACUCGCUUGUUACAUGGUGUUUGGAGAUCUGUACAUGUAAAUACUUCAUUCAUGUGCAUGGGCUCAGGCGUUCGGGCUUCGGAAAGCGUCUCUCAUUUCCCUACUAUUCCUCCCUCCCCAUUUCCUUUAGCACUCCUGUUCUUCGUGUUCGAGCGAGUGCGUCUCUUGAGAGUACCAACUGAGUGGAGAACUUUAUAGAAACCGACACUUGAGGGAAAGGGAUAUCAUUUAUAUAUCACAUACAGACGCCGCUCUUGAAAAACAAUACAGUGUAAUAGUACAUUCACG
Aspergillus sclerotioniger CBS 115572 is the source of this 1061-nucleotide messenger RNA. Its product is annotated as cytochrome c oxidase assembly factor 1 family protein. Gene Ontology annotation, cellular component: mitochondrial inner membrane. Bases 177 to 734 code for a protein of 185 amino acids. The record is from RefSeq and is a predicted model, not a curated record. Gene Ontology annotation, biological process: mitochondrial respiratory chain complex IV assembly. The transcript has 2 exons. Lineage: Eukaryota; Fungi; Ascomycota; Eurotiomycetes; Eurotiales; Aspergillaceae.